Molecule: messenger RNA, 3144 nt
Organism: Elgaria multicarinata webbii
Lineage: Eukaryota; Metazoa; Chordata; Lepidosauria; Squamata; Anguidae
Product: patched domain-containing protein 3
Exons: 7
Coding region: 1-3144 (1047 amino acids)
Cellular component (GO): membrane
Source: RefSeq, a predicted model, not a curated record
AUGCCGGGCUGCAGCUGGCACACCGACUGCGUGGAGCGGCCCCUGUCGCGCGCGCUCCGGGCCCUCGGCGCCUCCGUGGGCGCCCACCCGUGGCCCUUCCUGCUGCUGCCCUUGGCGCUCUCGGGCGCCUUGGGCGCCGGCUUCAUGUUUCUCCCGAGCCGUGAGGCCAACGACAUCGAGGUUCAGUUCACGCCACUCGGGGGUCCAGCCAAAAGGGAGCGGAGCUUCGUCCAGACGCAUUUCCCGACGGACGACGCCGAGCGCUUCUCUAUGGAGAGGCUGAGCACUGAGGGCGCCUUCGCUUCCUUCAUAGCCGUGGCCUCUGGAGACAGCGGCUCGGUCCUCACCAGGGCGGCUUUCGCCGAGCUGCUGGCGCUGGACGCGGCGGUACGGGGGCUCAACGCCACACCGCCCAACGGCACCGAGCUCACGUACGACCGGCUUUGCGCACGCAACAGCGGCAAUUGCAGCAGCCCCAAUCCGCUCCUCAGCGCCGUGAAGGGCGACCCGGCACAAAUAGAGGCGCUGCUCCCUACCGUCACUUUCCCAGAGUUCCAGGACCACCAAUUCCUGGGCUUCUUCCUAGGGGGCGUCACGUUGGGGCCUGGAGCUGGGCCGAAGCGCCCCGUCCGGGCAGCCAAAGCGCUGCGCCUCAUCUAUUUCUUGCAGGAGGAUGAAGCGGCGCAACGAGAGGCCAGCGCGCUCUGGCUGCACGCCUUUCUGGAGCGCAUCCCGGGCGUGCUGGAGUCCUUGAACCUCACUUCGGUCCGGGUGGCUUAUUUUACUUCAGUGUCCAGACAGGAGGAGUUCGAAAAAAAUGCCAAGGGAGUGAUCCCUUUGUUUUCCAUCACAUAUUUUUUAACUAUAUUUUUUUCAAUAACAUCAUGUUCAAGAUUUGACUGUGUGCGGACAAAGUUGUGGAUUGCAACAUUUGGAGUGUUGUCAUCAGGUUUAUCCGUGCUCAGCAGCUUUGGAUUGUUGCUCUUCUGCGGGGUGCCAUUUGUUAUCACAGUCACAAAUGCACCAUUUCUUAUACUUGGAGUUGGUGUUGAUGACAUGUUCAUCAUGGUGUCCUGCUGGCAACAUACUAAAGUGAAGGACAGAGUCAAAGAUCGGAUGGCUGACACCUAUGCAGAGGCGGCCGUGUCAGUAACUAUCACAACUCUUACUGAUGUUUUAGCCUUCUACAUUGGAAUUGCAACUUCCUUCCCAUCAGUUCAGUCAUUUUGCAUCUAUACAGGAACAGCCUUUGUCUUCUGCUACAUAUACAACCUGACAUUCUUUGGAGCUGUUCUUGCUCUAAAUGGUCGAAGAGAAGAAAGCAACAGACAUUGGCUUACCUUCAUGAAAGUGAAAAAUGAGCCUCAGGAUCCUCAGGACCAUAUGUAUAACAUGUGCUGUGUAGGAGGAUCAUAUGAUGAGUCCACUGGAGCUGAGACUGAACAUCCCAUGAAUGGAUUCUUUAGAAAGUAUUAUGGUCCUUUCCUUAUGCAUAGCUGGACCAAGUUGAUAGUGGUGGUCCUGUAUCUUACAUACCUGGGCAGUAGCAUUUAUGGGUGUAUUCAGCUUAAACAAGGAAUCGAUCUUCGAAAUCUAGCUACAGAUAAUUCUUAUGUGAUUCAGUAUUAUGUUUGGGAACGUGAAUAUUUUUCCGAGUAUGGUCCAAGGGUUAUGGUCGUCGUUACAGAACCCGUAGCUUAUUGGAAUUCAUCUGUCCGUGCAGAACUUGAGAACUGCAUGGAGUCAUUAGAAAACUCUUCCUAUGUGGACAAAAAUCACUCAGAUUCAUGGCUGAGGGUUUAUCAAAAGCUUUCUAAAGACUUGUUUCUAAAUAUUGAUAACCACAAGGAUUUCAUUGACAAUUUACGUAUCCUGUUUACAGUAAAUCCAGCAUCUAAGUGGGAUAUUAAUAUUAGUGCUAUGGAAAUAUUAGCCUCACGGUUUUUCAUACAGACAGUCAAUGUUACUAGUGCAGUGGAUGAAGGAAUUCUCUUAAACCAGUUGAGAGGCCUUGCUGAAAACUGUAAAAUCCCACUAAUCGUUUAUCAUCCAGGUUUUAUAUAUUUUGAUCAGUAUCUUGUUAUAACUCAGAAUACUAUUCAAAAUGUUGUGAUUGCUAGUGGAGCCAUGUUGGUUAUUUCCUUGCUGCUCAUUCCCAAUCUUCUCUGCUCUUUGUGGGUAACUUUUGCUAUUGCAUCUGUUAUUGUCGGUGUGACUGGUUUCAUGACCUACUGGGACAUCAAUCUUGACUCCAUAUCCAUGAUCAACCUUGUUAUUUGCAUAGGGUUUUCAGUAGACUUCUCUGCUCACAUUUCUUACGCUUUUGUUUCCAGCAAGAAACCCAAAGUGAAUGAGAAGGCAGUGGAUGCUCUAUACCAUCUUGGUUACCCUGUUUUGCAGGGAGCUGUUUCCACUAUAUUGGGUGUGGCUGUGCUGUCUGUAGCAGCUUCGUACAUCUUCAGAACCUUUUUUAAGAUAAUGUUUCUGGUCAUCAUGUUUGGAGCUGCUCAUGGUCUCAUUUUUAUUCCUGUGUUUUUAACAUUCUUUGGCUUUUGUGGCAGGCAGGCAAUCACACAGGACCAAAUGAAUGGCCAAUGCUAUGAAAACUCAAUCGUUGUUGAAGGAAAUAUUAUAAAACUGCCUCCUUUCAUUGCAGAAGCGGAACAGAUGCAGCUUCAGAGCCAACGGCAGCAGCAUGGCCCAUUGGUGGUGGUGGUGGCUUGCUACAGCCCUCCAAGAAACGGCGCCACCAUUCCACGGGGACGAGCGGAGAGGGGGGAGAAAAGCUCCCCUGCCUCCUUGUUGCUGCAGUGGCGUCCACAGCUCGUGUCCCUCUACAGCUGCAGGUUUGGGCUGCGGCAGCUGCGGGGGGACACAUGCCGCAUUGCUGGCUCCUUGUCCCUACGUUUCAAUGCCGAGGUUGGAGAGAGCUGUGUCCUCGGCCUUGGUGUCAAAACAAAUGGAACAGGACGCCAGGCAGGCCAGCAGAGGGAGCUGUCGGCGUCAGUUCUCCCCCUGCGCUCAGCCUUGAAACAAAUGGGGAUGCAUGUGCUGUGCAUCCCCAUAUCCCUGUACAGUGCACGCAUCCCCAUUUGUUUUGAUGCCGAGGCCGGAGAGAGCUCUCCGGCCUCGGCAUCGAAAUGA